CGCUGGAGGGCUGAAUCGUGAGGGCUGUGGGCAAUUGGCUGUGGGACGGAAAUCCGCCUCUUCGUUCUUCUUGAGACGAUUCUCAUCUCCAUGGUAAGCACGCCACACCUCGUCACUCACCCGCACAAGUCAUUCAUGUCAUGGUCGCUUUCAAUUGGUCGCUUUGUUUGUUCGUUGAUGCAGUAGAGAUUGAGGAUUGAAAUGGGUGGGCAGGCGCCAGCCGCCGGAGUCCUGCUCCCCGGCUGGGUGCGUUGGGAUCCUGCUUCCAGUUUCGUGACGACCCAGUUCCCCGAUGACAGCAUCAGCGACAGCACCCGGCUGCUCGCCCUGAGCAUCGUCUGUCGGACAAUCACACCGGAGCAAGUCUAUCAACUCAUCCAGCAUCUGGGAGCCGACCCAAACGUGGUCCUCUGGAUGCGGGCGGAAGGCGGUACGGGAGGCGAAGUGACCGCCUGUUCCCUCUUGUCAUGGGCCAUCGACGGCGACAUCGACAACACCAUCCCGUCCGCCUGGGCUCGAACCAGUUAUGGCAUCUCCCCUAUCGUCUUGCCGCGCUGGUCGUCCGUCGAGCUCCAGAAUGCCGUCCUACAGAGGCUGAUCAUUAAUGGAGCGGACCCCAGCCGAGGAUUCAUGCCGCCCCUGCGCAUCGCCAUCCAGGCAGGGAACGAGGCGGCAUUCAGGCUUCUGCUCGACCACAAUGUGCCGCUGGACAUGGAGAUGCUGACGCUGCCAGGGUCAUACGAUAAUGCCAUGAUGCCGGGACCGGAUCAGGAGCGGCAGCUGCUGUCGAUGUAUCGGCGGCUCCUCCAGCGCGACAGCUCCCUCGCGACCCAGGUAGACGGAGCCUUGCGGAACGUCCUGCACCUUGCGGGCGGUCGCGCGCAAGGGUGGUACUCCCAGGCCUUCAUCGACGAUUACAUCGGCAUGGUGAUCAGCAACGGGGGUGACAUCAGGCCACCCAACUUCGGUGGGAACACUCCAUUGCACUUCGCUGCGAUGUGGGGGUCUCAUCGUGUGGCUUUCAACCUGUGUAUACGCCUGUCGUCCGAUGACAUCAACAGAGGGACACCAAAUGACCCCGCCGACACACCGCUGGCCGCUGCUGCUCAGCGACUCGAUUUCUACUUCGAAGUACAGCAGCAGCAGCAGCAGGAGCAGACAGAGGUGCAGAGGGAGCGGCGCGAAAGACUCGUCCGCCAGCAGGAGGUCACCAUCCCUGUGCUGCUGCGGGCAGGGGCAGCGCCAUCGAUUGCCCUCAUGCCCACCGCCAGCGAGGAGCAGCGCCGUCAGCGAAGUCUCCUGCUGCCCCACUACGCCACAGUGCUGAACGAGCUGCCCGAGGUCGUCAUGUCGGCCAUCAACGCCGCCCUCGCCCCCCAGCGCGACCGCUCGAUGCUUCUCGCCCGUCUGCUGCCCCUCGCCCCCCACCACGACGGCGCCCACCCCCACCCCUCCCCAUCCAACAUGGCAUUCGGCCCACACGAGGCUGAGGCCAUCGCAUGGAAGAUCGGGGCCUUCCUGGACGAGCCCCCCGCUGCUGUGGCCGCCAUCGACCAGUACCUCAUCGGCGAGUCGCUGCUGAGGCGCCGCGUGCGUGCGGCCGUCGGCCACUUCGUCAAGUCGGCGGCCACACAGACGAACAGCAACAGGGAGGUGGUGGGCGGGACGAGAUACCAGCAGCAGGGCGACAAGCGCGUCAAGGUGACCGUCCCGCCGCUGCAGUGCUUCGCCGUGAAGGGCAGUGGGGGGAAGUUGUUGAUGACGGGUGUGCGUGAGGUGGUGCACCGGGCCCGGCUGGACGAGGUGCGGCAACACGGGCUGGAGGGUGUGGUCAAGGGCUUCAAUGAGCAUCUGAGCGACCAGGACUGCCAGUUCGAGUGGGGCCAGCUGGGGCGCCUGUCGAGGACCGGCCUGUUCGUCCCGCUAGGAAUCGAAUGAUGACGGCACUGAGGGCGGGAAGGGCGACACAUACGUGUGUGAUCGUCUCGGUGGAUUCAUUGUCCAGUGCAUGCUCAGAGUCGACUGUCUGUGCGUCGUUCAGCGGACUGCUGGUAUUUGUUUGUUCGUUAUCGAUGGUUGCAAUGGGACUCGUCUUCAUCCUGUCAAUUGUAU
Molecule: messenger RNA, 2112 nt
Organism: Vitrella brassicaformis
Lineage: Eukaryota; Vitrellaceae
Source: the annotation of a GenBank genome assembly